AUGAUUCAGGCAGGAAAUCUACAGAUAUACUGGCAUGAAUCACAGCCAAUUUACAGUCUUACCUUUCAACCUCUAGCAUCGAAUAAAAAACUGUUCACUGCUGGUGGUGACAAUAAGAUUAGAAUUUGGUCAUUGAAUUUUAAUGACGACCGUUCUAAGAUUGAAUCUAUUGAUUUUUUAUCCUCUUUGACUCAACACGAACAAGCUGUUAACGUUGUGAGAUUCAAUUCAUUGGGAAAUAUAUUGGCUUCUGCAGGUGACGAUGGUCAAUUGCUUUUAUGGAGAUUGGAUGAUGAAACAGUCUCUAAUAAUGGUGUCAAUAAGGAAAAUAAUAUCUUGCUGGCAAGUGAUGAAGAUUCUGAAAAUUUCAAGGAAUCUUGGUACGUAUGGAAAAGAUUACGUUCUAAUUCCGCUUCAAUAUCAGAAAUUUACGAUAUUUGUUGGUCUCCAGAUGAUAGAUAUAUCGUUGCUGCUUCAAUGGAUAAUUCAAUUCGCAUAUUUGAUGUAGAUUCAACAAAACAAAUUUUCGCUACAAAUGAUCAUAAUCAUUACGUCCAAGGUGUUAGCUGGGAUCCUUUAAAUAAAUAUAUCUUCUCUUUAUCUGCUGAUAGAUCAUUAGCGAUAUACGAAAUUAUAUUUGAUCCAAAUGAUCCAGUAUUAAUUACUAAUUUGAAAUUGAAAAACAGAAUAUCAAAAGGUGACUUACCGCAAUUAGAUGAGAAUGGAACUUUAAAUCAUGAAAUCGUGAAAUCAUCAUAUUUGUUCCAUAAUGAAACUUUACCAUCAUUUUUUAGAAGAUUAGCCAUAUCUCCUUGUGGUAAUCUAUUAUGUGUCCCAUCAGGUAUAUUUAGAAGUAAUACACAACAACCACCUUCCUCAUCUACUUCUUCAACAACUGAUGGUAAUCCUACCACUGGUACUAACAGUAGCAUUUCCACUAACAAUAAUAACAGUGAGUUUGCAAAUGCAGUUUACAUUUAUACAAGAUCGUCUAUAAACGAUAAUAGCAACAGACCUGUCCUUCGUUUGCCAUUUUUGAACAAACCUGCAAUCGUAAUAUCGUUUAAUCCAAACUUUUAUCAAUUGUCAAGUUCUAAUGAUACAUAUUGUAAGCUUCCCUAUAAAUUGGUAUUUGCAGUCGCCACUUCAAAUGAGGUUCUAAUAUAUGACACAGAAUCUGUAAAACCUAUUGCCGUUAUUGGCAAUUUACAUUAUACUCCAUUAACAGAUCUAUCGUGGUCAAAAGAUGGAGAGGUACUUAUAGUGUCAUCAACAGAUGGUUUCGUUUCCUAUGUUUCAAUGUCAUCGGAUGCAUUUGGAGAUAAAUUGGAAGAUGAAAAGAUUGCAGAAUUUACUAAGCCAGAAAAUGAAAUUAAGUCAUACAAAGCAGAAACUAAUACUAAUUCAAGUAUAGCUCAGAAUAAAAAUGAAAUUGUUCAUAUUUUACAGGUGAAGAGGAAACAAAAGGGCUCGCCUGUAAAAGAUGCCAAGAAGACUAAAGUGUCAGAAACUUCAAAGUCUAAUACAACUUCACCAGUUAAAGAUAAGAGAAGAGUUCAACCAAUUUUGAUAGAUUUUAAUUCAGGAAAAGAAUCUAAGAAAGAGGAAGACAAAGGGGAGACAAAAGAGGUUGUUAAAAUUGAUACCAAUAUUUCAAGUUCGGAUGAAGAAGGCGAUGAGAAGGCUUUACAUUCCAGGAUAAAUAGUGAGGACUGUGAAUCUAGAAUUAAAUCAGAGAAGGAGGUAAUAAAAAGUUUACCUUCACCAACUCCAGAAACCUCUACGGCUUCUGAUAACAUAAUUGGGGAAGCCACUGAGGCUAGCACAGAUGUAACGAUAAUUAAUUCGCCUAUUAAAAAUCCAAAAGAUACACCACCUUCAUAA
Messenger RNA from Vanderwaltozyma polyspora DSM 70294, 1884 nucleotides. RefSeq names its product Cac2p (gene CAC2). The record is from RefSeq and is a predicted model, not a curated record. Gene Ontology annotation, biological process: nucleosome assembly; DNA replication-dependent chromatin assembly. The transcript has a single exon. Gene Ontology annotation, molecular function: protein binding. Gene Ontology annotation, cellular component: CAF-1 complex; nucleus. The coding region runs from base 1 to 1884 and encodes 627 amino acids. NCBI's taxonomy places the organism in Eukaryota, Fungi, Ascomycota, Saccharomycetes, Saccharomycetales, Saccharomycetaceae.